GAUUGUGGCUGCUUUGAGGUUGAGUAACUCGUAUUUCAAUUAAAUAAGUGAAUUUGCGCCAAUUCGAACGUACAAACUAGGCGGAUCGUAGCCUUGAUCUCCACAGAACCUCCGAACUCCUAAAAUUCUAAACUUUAUUAGCUUUUCCAUUGAUCUUUUCCAUAUUCCCAAUGGCCAUGAGAACGAAUAUGCCGUGACCACAGCAGAAAAUAUAUCAUCUCUUGCCCAAAGUAGUCUUCUGCAAUCGGCCAUUUGGUGGAUCUGCUCUCAAACACUGACAAUUUAGCGAUCCAGAGAAGAGCAGCCAUGAAGAUCACGGCACUUGUGGUGAUGAAAGGAAAAUCUAACCCUAAUUCUGGAUCCGCUUCUAGUUCUGGGUCUGAUCCUGUGUUGCUCAGCAGCGCUUCAAAUUUAAGCCAGUUUGGUUAUUUUCAACGCAGCAGCGCCAAGGAAUUUAUCAUGUUCGUAAGCCGUACCAUAGCCAGUAGAACUCUCCCGGGACAGCGUCAAUCCGUGCAGCAAGAAGAUUACUUGGUGCAUUGUUACAAUAAGAAUGGACUAUGUGGGGUUGCAUUCAUGGAUAAUCACUAUCCAGUACGCAGUGCUUUCUCUGUUAUCAACAAGGUAUUGGAUGAGUACCAGCAGAAUUUUGGGGAUUCAUGGAAGGCCAUACAGUCUGAUUCAAAUCAAUCUUGGCCUUACUUGGAAGAAGCUCUGACCAAAUUUCAGGAUCCAGGUGAAGCUGAUAAACUCCUGAAGAUCCAGAGAGACUUGGAUGAAACCAAAAUCAUUCUUCAUAAAACCAUAGACAGUGUGCUUGCAAGGGGGGAAAAACUGGACUCUUUAGUGGAGAAAAGUUCAGAUCUGAGCAUGGCCUCCCAGUUAUUUUACAAGCAAGCAAAGAAAACCAACCAAUGCUGUACAAUAUUGUAAUUUGUGGAUACUCAACUUCUGUCGGAUUUCCUGAAUUUACAUCAAGCUUGCAAGAUAUUUUUUAAGAAUCAACAAUGGAAGUUUUUGUUGUUGAUUGACUAUUGUUGCAUGACAAUUUGCUAAGCAUACAUAAUAUUGCAAUUGUUGAUGGUAGCAAUGGUUACAUCAUUUACAACAUUGCCAACUAUUGAAAACUUGUAAUAAUCCCUAAUUGUGCAACUAUUGUGCAAUUUGUGUUGGUAGUUGAAAAUUUCAAUUACAAUAACUAUAUAAUAUGAUCUUGCUGCGCAUUUAUAUAUGGCAUGCAAAGACAAAUUUAAUAUAUAUUGCAAGAUAUAUAAGAUAUUAU
Cryptomeria japonica (Japanese cedar) is the source of this 1282-nucleotide messenger RNA. RefSeq names its product VAMP-like protein YKT61. Lineage: Eukaryota; Viridiplantae; Streptophyta; Pinopsida; Cupressales; Cupressaceae. The record is from RefSeq and is a predicted model, not a curated record. Gene Ontology annotation, cellular component: Golgi apparatus; membrane. The transcript is spliced from 7 exons. The coding region runs from base 307 to 933 and encodes 208 amino acids. Gene Ontology annotation, molecular function: SNAP receptor activity. Gene Ontology annotation, biological process: endoplasmic reticulum to Golgi vesicle-mediated transport.